Molecule: messenger RNA, 869 nt
Organism: Neodiprion virginianus
Lineage: Eukaryota; Metazoa; Arthropoda; Insecta; Hymenoptera; Diprionidae
Product: RING-box protein 1-like
Exons: 5
Coding region: 93-431 (112 amino acids)
Biological process (GO): protein ubiquitination; ubiquitin-dependent protein catabolic process
Cellular component (GO): cullin-RING ubiquitin ligase complex; nucleus
Molecular function (GO): ubiquitin protein ligase activity; zinc ion binding; cullin family protein binding
Source: RefSeq, a predicted model, not a curated record
GUGAAAUUGUCGUGAGUGCCAAAUUAUUCAUUGCUACUCUAGUCCUCUGUGAUUUGUCGCCAAAUCGAAGGUCGAAGGGAUCAAAAUUAAGAAUGGCGUCGGCUAUGGACACCGACGAAGAGAUUGAAAUACCAAUUGCUUCCCGGGGAAAAGGACCGAAGAAACGUUUCGAAGUGAAAAAGUGGAAUGCUGUUGCUCUAUGGGCCUGGGAUAUCGUGGUCGACAACUGUGCAAUUUGUCGAAAUCACAUCAUGGAUUUGUGCAUCGAAUGUCAGGCUAACCAAGCUUCCGCUACUAGCGAAGAAUGCACAGUCGCCUGGGGGGUGUGUAACCAUGCAUUCCAUUUCCAUUGCAUCUCUCGUUGGUUGAAGACUCGCCAGGUGUGCCCGUUGGACAAUCGUGAAUGGGAAUUUCAAAAGUAUGGCCACUAACCGGAUGCUCGCAGUCGACGCGAACAACAGAACCUUCAAGAACUACGCGACCGACCCUGGUGUAAUGAAAAAACAAUUUCUACAAAAUUAUCAAAAUCUAUUAGGACUGCUUUCACGUUUCUUCUGAAACAAAAGAAAAACAUAAUAGUAAAUCAUUAAUCAUUCUUAAGUAUCGUCUAAUAUCGUACGUGGUAUAAAGUUAACAAGUAAUUAACAUUUCAUUUGCAAGCAAGUUAUUUUAUUUCGUUGCUGGACCGCUAUUUCGUCAUGCUUCAGCUGAAGUAUUGCCACUCUCGACGAAGUUAUUUAAAUUAUCUCCUCUUCUUUAUACGUAUACGUAACGAUCGUGUUUCUAGAUUUAAAGUCGUCGUUUCGCUAUUUUGUAAUUAAUAUAGGUAUCAAAACUUGAAUAAAUUAAAAUGAUAAAUCGUAAGUAUA